UUGUAGAUGUAUAAAAAAGGUCUCUUUUGGUUGAGCCAAGAAUUGGGAAAAUUUUGGUUUUUUGUGAUUUUGCCCAUAAGCACAGUGGAUACAAUAAAUUAGACAAGUUGAUGGAGUGAAAAGUGUGUUAAUUUGUGACAUUUGUUGAUGUUGUUGUGGUGGGGAAAGAGAGAGAGUAAGCAAUCCAUUGUUUAGCUAGCCCACAAUCUUUUUGUUUUGCUGCCUUAAAUGGGAAACGUUCUUCUCAACUCCUUCCUCAUUUUACUUCGUGUUACACACUUUUAAAGAUAAACCCACAAGCCUACAACUCCCUUCCUUAUCAGUUAUCGCCCCUUUCCUUUGUUUGUAUCCUUUUAAAAGUUGUGCAAAGAAAUUUGUUUGAAAGUCUGGUUAAUUUGGGCUAUUGGUUCUUUGUGGGAUUUUUUUAUGGUGAAUAAAAUGGGGAGUCAGGAGAAACAUGUGACUGAGGAAGCUGGUUUUGGUGGUGGUCCAAGCCAAGGAACUUUUCCAGUUCAACAGGUUGAAGAUUCAACAAGAAUAGCUGAAGAUACAGCUCGUUCUCGUCAUUGGAGGCGAAACAAUCUCUCUCUAGAGAUACCCUCAAGAACUAUCCAAGAAUCCGUCGUAGUAAAGAUUCCCCCAACACCUAGUCCGACUCCUAGGAAAGUGAACUUUCUCUUGACACCAAAUCCAUCUGAUGCAAUAACUAGUGGCUCCCCAGGUCCCUUCUCAUCUAGAGGCAAAUCGUCCUUGAAAAAUCUCCUACCAAAACUAAGCUUCAAGCAGAGAAAUGCUAAUUUAGAUAUUGAAAAGGCUGCAGCCAUUGCUCUAGCAUCUUCUUCUACUUUACAAAGGGAGAAGCCCUCCAUCUCAAGGACAUUGUCAAUUUCAAAGAUAUUUACUCCUAGGAUAAAAAGGACGUCAUCGUUGCCUGUAACUCAUAUUACUAAUUCGAACCUGGAGCCUACGAGCACUGGAAGCCUCAGUGGCUCUGUAAACCCUAAUAAAAAAGGGAAUGUGUUGCAGAUAUCUCGCUCAUUUUCUGUUCCUGUAGAUGGCAAAGAAGGAAAAUUAAGGAGAAUGGGUUCAUUUUUUCGGGUGAUCCACUCAACUCCACGAGUAAAGGAAGGAGAAAUAAGUUCAAAUGUUUCUACGGGGCCUGAUGCUGAUAACAGUGAUCCUGAUGGUGAAGACAUACCUGAAGAAGAUGCUGUUUGUAGAAUUUGUCUGGUUGAAUUAUGCGAUGGAGGUGAAACACUGAAGAUGGAAUGCAGCUGCAAAGGCGAGCUUGCUUUGGCACACAAAGACUGUGUUGUGAAAUGGUUCAGCAUCAAAGGCAACAAGACCUGUGAUGUGUGCAAGCAAGAGGUUCAGAACCUACCUGUCACACUUUUACGAAUCCAAAGUAUUCAUGGUGGAGGUCUUCAGGCUGACGCUCCCAGGUAUAGGGUUUGGCAGGAGGCCCCUGUUCUUGUUAUUGUCAGCAUGCUUGCAUAUUUUUGUUUUCUUGAGCAGCUUCUGGUUGGAAAAAUGGGAACUGGAGCAAUUGCUAUCUCUCUUCCAUUUUCAUGUAUGCUAGGCCUCCUUUCAUCCAUGACUUCAUCAACAAUGGUGCAGCGGAGAUUUGUGUGGGUUUACGCAUCAGUUCAAUUUUCUUUGGUGGUUUUCUUUGCUCAUAUAUUUUAUAAUUUGGUGAAAGUACAAGCGAUUCUAUCAGUUCUCCUGUCAACAUUUACUGGAUUCGGUAUUGCAAUGAGCGGGACUUCUAUGAUUGUCGAGAUCCGUCGAUGGAGAAUAAGAUGGCAGGCUUGGUCGCAACAGCAAAAUAGUCCGCAAACUAUGACUCAACCGCAGGUCCAAUCCCAAUCCCAAUCCCCUGGAGGUGUUAAUGCACCUCAGACUCAACGAGGUCCUACAGUAAAUCAGCAAAAUGCAGAAGCUUCCACGGGGAGCUGAAUUGGUUGAUUACUCGGAAACCCGACAGUGGAGGCUCUAGCGCUAUAUUAUGUUAUUUAGACGAUACUUGCUUCUGUAAUGUAAAUCAAAUAGGCUCUCUCAUACAUGAAAGAGAUUGGUUCAGAGACUGGAAACGAACAUGCACCUCGAAUUUAUGUUUUGAUCUCCCAAGAGACACUUCCGUGAA
Messenger RNA from Hibiscus syriacus, 2143 nucleotides. RefSeq lists its product as uncharacterized. Gene Ontology annotation, molecular function: zinc ion binding. The record is from RefSeq and is a predicted model, not a curated record. The transcript is spliced from 8 exons. Lineage: Eukaryota; Viridiplantae; Streptophyta; Magnoliopsida; Malvales; Malvaceae. The coding region runs from base 427 to 1956 and encodes 509 amino acids.